UGCUGAACGCUUAACGUGGUAAUAACGUUAACCUAAUAAUGCAUUAAACGCUGACUCAGAAUACCGUCAGAUGUUGUAUAAAAUAACGUAGCUGUUUUCACGCUUGUCAGAGAGUCUUAGAGAACUGUAACGUUGUAAAGUGCUAUAACUUUACGUUACGUUAAACUCUACAACGUGUUUUGAAGACGCUGUUGUUUGAAUUGUUUUAAUCUAUAACCUUUGGAUAAAACAUUAAUUGUUUGCAAAAUUAUACCUUUCAUUAACCAGUUAUAAUACAGAGUUAAAUGAUAAAAUAAAUUAAUAUACGCUGGCUUAACGUUUCUCUAAUUGAAUUGCAAUUUUACAAAAAAGAUAUGGAUAUAUACAAAGCAAUAUUCCUGACGUCUGUUUUUAUCCUGGUAGUUUAUACGGAGGUCGGACAUGGCCACGGAGGGUUACUCGAACCUCCAAUGAGGAGUGUAGCAUGGAAGUAUGGAUUCGACGCCCCGAUUAACUACGACUGGAUGUCACUGUAUUGCGGGGGAUUAAAUAACUUUACAAAGAACAAUGGAACAUGUGGUCUAUGUGGCGACCCCUAUGAUGGCCCUUAUGAGAACGAUAAAGGCGGGAUUUACGACACCGGAAUUAUUGUACGGCAUUAUCCGGCCGAUUUACGGGAAAUAGAGGUCAAGGUCGAAAUUACCGCUCAUCACAAGGGAUACUUCCAGUUUAAACUCUGCCCGAAUAACGCCGAGGAGCUGACACAGUCAUGUUUGGACAGAUAUCCAUUGCUGAUUCGAGAGGGACGGCUUCAAGGUGACCCUACUCGAUAUUUCCCCCCUAAAGACCCGAAACUGAGCGAGGUCCACGUUCUUCUUCCACAGGGGGUCACUUGUGAUCGAUGCGUAUUACAGUGGACUUACACCGCAGGUAACAAUAUUGGGAGAGAUGUACAAGAAACGUUUGUAAACUGCGCAGAUAUAAGUAUUGGUGGAACCUUAGAUCGAGUCCCGGUCAAAAGUUCACAACCGAACGAUGGCUCUGUUGUCGUGAUUGGACAGCAGCCGAACCUGACCAGCAUUAUUGACCAUGCAUCCCCCGAUGCUGUGAGAGAAGUUCUGACAGCAUUGUCAGGCCACUCUCAUGCAAUGCCUAAUGGAUUUCCUGACACACCUGGUUUAAAUCAUCAUGACCACGCUCGCGGGGAAAAUAGCGGAAUGAGAAACAAGGAAUCUGUAAUAAAUCGUCAGUCAACGCCAAGAUCUCGGUGGAAUAAUGAUGGAGGUCAAUGGACAAGAGUACCUUUAGUAAAUGAAUUGAAUCAACGUUUAGCGAAUCUGCAGAACUCAGAUACACCCGGACUAUCAAGAGAUGAUCGUCUAGGCUCCUCUUUGGACGGCCAGGAAAGAACUGGUAUGAAUUGGGACUGGAAUGGCGAAGGAAGAUUUAUUGGUUUGAGUAAUUUUGGUCCAAGACAUCCUGGAUCGUUCAAUGGUAUCUUCUUACCUCCAUUUCAAAUGGAUCCAUCUCAAAUGAGCAGAUUUUGGUCAAAUAGUGUACCACCGCCUUCAGAAGUUACUUUUCAACAUGUAGAUAAUGAUCAAGCUAUUAACAGACAUCGGGAACAAACGUUAACAGAUAAAGGGUCUCAUACAAGCCUUCUUGGUUCUGUGGCUGGUGUUGCAGGAAGUCUAGCGAAUAACCGUCACAAUGGACAAACAGGUGCGAAUUCACGCUUGGGCCACAUUCCAAGACACUUCGUGAAUCAAAUGAACGAACUUCGGCAAGCAUUUCCAAAUAGUCGGCAGUGGAGGCGGGGCGAUGGAAUGGCAUCAGCAAGAAAUGCUGUUAGACACGCCCCUCCAGUAGACACUCACGAUUUUUCAGUUGAUGAAAUAAGACAGUUAGUGCCUUCUUUACCAGUAAACAUUGGUCCGCGCCAAGAUAUCGAUAGACGAUUUUACCCAGACGCAACGAAUACGCGCGAAAACUGGUUCCCGGGAUCUCACGUUCUAAUGCAACGACAGCGCAUGCGCCAAAUGUCUAGAAGAAGACCACGCCUACCAAGGCGAAUCGAGGUGCACACAAUGGCGGUUGCACAACAUUUAUUGAGAAAAUACCCUCAGUUAAGAGGACGAGUGUUCCUCUCACGACAGGGUCAUGUGAGGAACCAAUUUUCCCAUAUGAUGAAUAAAUACGCAAGACGUCGAAAUUGGUCGUCAACAACACGAUAAAGAAAUACAUGAAACAGAAACAAUACAUUCACCUGCUGACUUUGUAAAACUGAACUUUUCCAGACAGUCUGCAUUGAUGUGGCAACGUCGGCGCUGAUCCAGAAUUAUUGAUAAGAAUGGGCUUCACAAUUUCAACAAGAUACAACAUAUAUUCCAAAGAGUAUUGACAUGUUACUACUAUUCUAGAAGGAUCCGUAAGUCACAAUUUUGCCCCAAGAUUGACGCUCAAAACGUACGAAUAAUAUCCAAAUGAUAUAGGUGUUCCACAAUGUAGUAAAGUCCCAGGCUGUGGGGUUAUGACAAUAUAACCCUUUCUCUGGAUUCGAACAUGUAACGGCAAAUCAAUUUCAAUCCCAGUAACGUUCAGUAGCGAACUUUUUGAUAAUGUUAUAAGAUUUAUUUUCCUUAAUCUCAAAAUGAAAUUCGUUAGUUGAAUAAGCUAGUGGUCGGCAUAUUUCUGUACUGUUUUAAAGCGGCUGUACCAAGAAACAUUCAUUCGAAUUACAGUUAAAAAUCCCUCUCUUGAGACCUCCAAACUGACUGGACCAAAGUGGUCUUAAUAUCGGGAUGGUUUUCCGAGAUAUCUACUGUAUUUCUUAUUUAAAUAUGUAAUUUAUAGCAUAAUAAUCCAGUACUUUAAAAGUACAAUUCAUGUAUAUAAGUUGUAAAUAGUCAUUUUAGAAUACUCAUUUGUAUACGGCUUCUUAAUUGUUAUCAUUUCUUUGAAAUUUCAAGCAAUGUGCCUCCAGAUUUAUGCUAUUCUUAUGAAUAUUUUGAAAAUAUUUCAAGUGUUCGAAUGAAGUCGGCAAAUUCCGUUAUUCCUCUCUGUAUUCAUAUCUUACGUAAUAUGCCGAAGAUAUACGAUCUUUUUUUUUUUUUUUUGUUAUCAAUAAACUUCUUUCAAACUAAACUUUGGCGGAAAAAUGAAAUAAAACGAUAAAUUUACCUGCAUAUUAUCAGCUGUUAAUUUACGUUCACUGAUGUAUGAAUAAUUAUUAUGACUUUUUUGUUUCUUUUUUAAAGCUUAUUUUUAACCCAUAUCCUUCCUAAAGUGAUCAAAAUAGACAUUGCAAACAAUAUAACUCCAGACCAGACGACAAAUACUCCAGUGUCUUGUCAGGGAACUGUUUGAUUGUCAUAAUUUACUUCUUUUACUUUCUUGAAAAAAAUGGACGAAAAGAAAAAUAAUUAAGCAGACGACAUUUUAGCAGACGACACUUUUCCCAGCAUGCAAAGGGUUUAUUUAUACACGCAUCCUAUUUAUAGAGCCACAUGUGUAUAGAUAAUAUCAUCCAUUUGUUUAGAUUUUCGUCUAGUUUGCAUAUUUACCACUUAUUUGCAUAUAUACAUCUAAUUAGCAUAUUAACAUCUCAUGUAAGAAAUGCCAACAUGAAUGUAUAAGUUGUCGGACUGUGACUUUUCGGCUAAUGCUUAAUGACAACUUUCUAUAAUUAGUAAAAAAUAAAUUCAGCAUUGAAAAUCAUAAGCUUAUUUUGAACUAUUUCACAUACUAGUAUUUUAUUUUACAUUUAUUUCCGUUCAACUGUAUCAGUCACGGCUCAGUGACUGGAAAUUAUUUUACACACACCCUGAACAAUUUAGUGAUAAAUAUAUAUAAUUUUCUUUCGACUGAAUCUGUUUUAAAAUUUAUACUCAUUCACAAUGUUAUAUAAAUGUCUCUUACUUAGUGUACAGUAAGAAAGGUGAUAUAAAAGAUCAAUUAAAAAAUGAAGAAAAAAAUGAACUGAAAUAAGUAUUUAUGAAAUCUGUCGUCGUAAAAUUAUUCUUAAAUUGUAUCUAUUUAGUCUAAAAUCAUUCCUUCUUUCAACAAUUUCUCCAUUCUAUUCUAUAACAAUUUUCAUUAUUCUUCCUUAAAUCUCUGCUUAAGUCCGUUUGAUUAUAUAAUCAAUUUUGUUUGACCGGUAUAUACAGGUGGUCGCUCUUUAAAAAAAAAUCAGGUUUUAUAAAACAAUUGCUCGGAUGUGGUAGCGUGACCAUGCGUCUUUCAACACAAAGGAAAACGUCGGAUAAAAAAGUGUAAGAAAAGAAAUUGAUUUUUCUCAUUAGGCUGUUAUUAUUGUUUAGAUAGAAUGGUUAACUUAAAAUGACUGGUUUAUUAUUAUAUCAUUGUUGAAAUAUACUGGUUAAAAUAAAUCAUUUUAUCAUUGAUUAAAUAUACUGGUUAAUUGUUAUUGUUCAAAUAAACUGGUUAAUUAUUAUAUCAUUGUUUUAAUAAACUGGUUAAUUAUAAUAUCAUUGUUUUAAUAAACCUGUAAAUUAUUAUAUCAUUAUUUUAAUAAACUGGUUGAUUAUUAUAUCAUUAUUGAAAUAGACUGGUUAAUUAUUUUAUCAUUGUUUAAAUGGACUGGUUAACUAUUAUAACAUUGUUUAAACAGGCUGGUUAAUUAUUAUAACAUUGUUUAAAUGGACUGGUUAAUUUUUAUAUUUUGUUCAUAUUGACUUGUUGAUAAUUAUGCCAUUUUUCAAACAAAUUUUGUAUAUUGUUUUCGCCAAUCAUUUCACAUUAAUUUAUAAAUCAUCUAAUCAUUUGUCUUCAUUUCUUUUAUACUGUUGUUUAACGAUACGUUAUCGUAUAUGUGCUAUAUUAAAUGCAAGACUAGAAUGGUAGUCUAUUAAAAUAUACUUGUAUUUCAAUG
This is a messenger RNA of Ruditapes philippinarum (Manila clam), 4870 nucleotides long. RefSeq lists its product as uncharacterized. The coding region runs from base 354 to 2213 and encodes 619 amino acids. The transcript has 4 exons. NCBI's taxonomy places the organism in Eukaryota, Metazoa, Mollusca, Bivalvia, Venerida, Veneridae. The record is from RefSeq and is a predicted model, not a curated record.